Molecule: messenger RNA, 2391 nt
Organism: Darwinula stevensoni
Lineage: Eukaryota; Metazoa; Arthropoda; Ostracoda; Podocopida; Darwinulidae
Source: the annotation of a GenBank genome assembly
AUGAGAUCUAAGGCGCCGUACUUUUCACGCGAUGAAGUUGAACCGGCUCUCGUGUAUGGGGCGCAGCUGGGGAUCGCGGAGUGUCAGCAUCAGUUCCGCGACGGUCGAUGGAACUGUUCCACUUUCCCCGGCGACCAGACUGUGUUCGGCAGGGUGCUUCGGCUCGACACCCGCGAGAAGGCGUACGUCUACGGCAUCACCUCCGCAGCCUCCGCCUACGCCCUCACCCGCUACUGCUCGAAGGGCGACAUCCCCGCGUGCGGCUGCGACGACAGAUACCACCGGAGACCCAGCAAGGGACCGUGGGAAUGGGGCGGCUGCUCCGAGGACGUGAAGUACGGCUCGAAGUUCAGCUCCGACUUCGUGGACUCUGGCGAGGACUCGCAGACGCCCGAGGGCCUCAUGAACCUGCACAACAACCGGGCCGGUCGGCGGGGCCUGAAGAAAAAAAUGACGACGGUGUGCAAGUGCCACGGCGUGUCCGGCGCGUGCAACGUGAAAGUCUGCUGGCGGAAGCUCCCCUCCUUCCGCCUUGUGGGGGAUCACCUCAGAGAGAAGCUGGACGGCGCGGUGAGGAUGAGGUACAGGCGGGAGCAGAAGAAGCUCAGGCCGGCGCUGGGAGGGAGGAAGGCGUCGAAGAGGGACUUGGUUUUCGUGAGGGAGUCGCCGGACUAUUGCGUCAGGAACUUGUCGAUCGGAGUGCUGGGGACGGUGGACCGGCCGUGCAACGCGACGAGCGAGGGGACGGGGGGCUGCGGGGUCCUCUGCUGCGAGAGGGGGCAUCGCUCGGUCGCCGUGGAGGUGCCGGAGAAGUGCAACUGUCAGUUCGUCUGGUGCUGUAGGGUGGAGUGUGAGAGGUGCGUGAGGAGGUAUCAGCUGAACGUUUCAUAUCCAGCGACUGGCACGCAGAAGCUAUUUGAGAUUGACGAUGAGCGGAAGGUGCGAAUCUUCUAUGAGAAGCGUAUGGGCCAGGAAGUGGAAGCUGACCCACUUGGAGAAGAAUGGAAGGGUUAUGUGGUGAGAGUUGCUGGUGGAAAUGACAAGCAAGGCUUCCCCAUGAAGCAGGGGAUCCUGGCUGCUGGGCGUGUGAGGUUGCUCAUGUCAAAGGGGCAUUCCUGCUACCGCCCUAAGAGGGGAGGAGAAAGAAAACGAAAGUCGGUCAGAGGCUGCAUUGUGGACGCCAAUCUUAGUGUCAUUGCUCUGACAAUUGUGAAGAAGGGAGAACAGGAAAUACCAGGCCUGACAGAUCACACCAUCCCCCGUCGCCUGGGCCCUAAGCGAGCCAAUAAGAUCCGGAAGUUGUUCAAUCUGACUAAGGAGGAUGAUGUGAGACAGUAUGUCAUCAAGCGCCCCCUCCCACUGAAGGAUGGCAAGAAGCAGCGCUUCAAAGCCCCUAAGAUCCAGCGCCUUGUUACUCCUGUCAUGCUCCAGCGCAAGAGGCACCGUUUGGCGCUGAAACGUCGUCGUGCCACCCGUAGAAAGGAAGACGCUGCAGAGUAUGCCAAGCUGUUGGCCAAGCGUCAGAAGGAGGCCAAGGAGAAGAAGAAGCUGGAGGCCAAACGUUCAAGUCAGCAAAAAGGAGCUCAUAUGGAUGCCCUUAGGAGGUCCUUCACCGUUUUCCGAGCAGUAAAUCGCGCGGCCAAGACUUCUGUUGGUCUGAAACCCAAUUUAGCACCUCUCACCACUGCAAGAGCUGGCCUCGGUGCUGGCUUAAACGUGUUCUUGCAUUGUUCUUCAUCCAUUGACAGGAGGCAAGUCUCAACAGCAACAGUGCAGAAUGCUGAGAUACCCAAGUCUGGUGCUAAGCCAGUGAAAACUGAGGAACCAUCUGGCAAAAAGGAGGCCAUGGUAGAAGAUGUUGGGGCUGUCAUCAUGUCAGAUGAAGAAAGGGAGCAUUUGAGGCAGUUACAGGAAUAUAUCACCACUGAUAAACCUAUGAGUGUAUGGGAGGUGAGUGGAAUUCCAGAGGAGCACGUGAAGACCCGGCAAGUCCGCAUUUUCUCACCUGCAAAGAAUGCCAUGCAGAGUGGGACUAACAAUACACAUCAUUGGCUGCUGGAAUUUGAGACCCGAGAAAGAUGGGAGAAUCCCUUGAUGGGAUGGGCCAGCACGGGAGACCCAUUGUCAAACAUGCGGGUGAAGUUUUCGACAAAAGAAGAUGCAGUGGCAUUCUGUGAAAAGAAUGGUUGGGAGUACUUGAUUGAAGAGCGAAGUGUACCCAAGCCAAAAGUGAAGUCAUACGGAUCUAACUUCUCUUGGAAUCGACGUACCCGAGUUUCAACAAAGUGAAAUUAUUGUGUUGCUAUCACAGAUUUUGUGUCUCAAUAAAUUUCACAAGGUAGGCAUUGUAUGGAUUGUUGUAUUGUAAACUGAUAUAAAGAUAAAAAUUAU